CCUCCUCGUGCAGCCGGUACGGAGCACGCGCGCAGGAUCGAGCCUGAAAUUCAAACUUGACCAAAUCCUGCAGCAGCUCCAGAGAGCCGCGCGGGCAGAGCGGGACGGAGCGGAGGAUCUAACCGGCGGAAGGAGGAAUCGGACCGACAAGGUGACACCUUCCCGGGUCCCUGCCGGCGCGGCGCGCGGUAGUUUGCACGCGCUGCGGAUCUGCUAGCCUCAGAGGAUCGUCCUCAGCAGCGGACGGAUGAGGAGCGGGACUCCGCCCGCGCCGAGCAGGAAUCCGUUUCUCCACGCGCACAAGCAGCUUGCAGCGCUGCGCGCGGCGGACGGAGCAGCGCGCGCUCCCGGGAUGUUCUGAAGUCUCCUUUCUCCCACAGGCCGGAUCCGGGGGAGAAGCUGCGCUCGUGCGGGGAGCCUGGAUGAUUAAACCUCCUUUCUGAUUCUGCGUCCUCGCGCUCGCAGGCGCGCGCCGGAGCAGCGGAGGGAUUCCGGUGGAUUUUAGGGCUCAGCUCCCAGCAUCACUUUAUCUCUUUCUUUCCGUCCCUCCUUUGGGUUUGGAGUUUUCUGUGGCGGGUUUGACGCGCAUGGCGCGAGGCGGCGCGAGCCCGCUCACUUUCAGCCCGGUGCGCAUUUGGGGAGGGGGACUCUGAGGGGAGUUUCAGCCCCUCCAUCCACCAACACCCCCCUGGUCGGCUUUUUCCUGUCGGACCACCUGAUAUAUAUAUAUUUGCCUAUUUGCGCGCGCGUGCGCACGCACAGCCUGCACAGCCGCGCGGAUCUGCUCUGGAUGGGGAACGGGAGGACGCAGCAGCGGGAACCGGGAGUUGGGAUGCGCCGUUUUUGAGGAUCUGUGUUUUGGGAGGAUACGUGCGCGCGGAGCGAUCGGGAGGAGGACGGACUGAGCAGAGGAGCGGAGAUCCAUGACGGUAUCCGGAGGGACUGAUCGGACCACCAGAUGACAGAACGGUGGGAGGGUGUCCUUGUUAGCUUGUCAUCCUGUUGUAACCCUCAAGCAAGUGAUGUGAGCGGAAUUUCAAUUGGUCUGUGAAGCGUCGACUCCGCCUGCUGACUUCCUGGCUCCCAGAGAACCUCAGGUGACAGAACCAAUGGGAGCCUCUUAAGUGCAUCUGCUCCUCACGUGGUUGAACUGCAUGAACCUGGAGGAACAUCAGAGCAUCUGCUCCUGAGUCAAAGGUGCUGCAGAUCAGAUCCAGUCUGAUCCGGACUCGUCCCCCAGAGAGAGGAGCCCUGACGGAUCAGCUGGCGAGCAGCCAUGGACUCCCUCACUUCGCUGGUCUGCCCCGUCCUCGUCCUGCUGUUCCUGCCCCCCUGCUUCCCCUCCAUGCUGUGCCCAAAGCGCUGCACGUGCCAGAACCUGCUGCCGUCCUACACCGUGCUGUGCGCCAAGACGGGCCUCCUCUUCGUCCCGCCCAACAUCGACCGGCAGACGGCCGAGCUGCGGCUGAUGGACAACUUCAUCACCACGCUGAGGCACCGCGACUUCGCCAACAUGUCCAGCCUGAUCCACUUGACCCUCAGCAGAAACACCAUCAGCCAGAUCAGGCCGUACACCUUCGCUGACCUCCAGGAGCUGCACGCCCUGCAUAUGGACGCCAACCGCCUGACCGUCCUGGACGACUCCCACUUCCAGGGCCUGGUGAACCUGAGGCACCUCAUCCUGGCCAACAACCAGCUGCACAGCAUCUCUGAAGGAGCCUUCCAGGACUUCCUGGAGACUCUGGAGGACUUGGACCUGAGCUACAACAACCUGGUGGACAUCCCCUGGGACACCAUUGCGUUGCUGGUCAGUGUCAACACGCUCAGCCUGGACCACAACCUCAUCGAGAGCGUCCCCGAGGGGAUCUUCUCCAACCUGCACAAGCUGGCCAGACUGGACAUGACGUCUAACAAGCUGAAGAAGAUCCCCCCCGACCCGCUCUUCCUCCGGAUCCCCGUGUACGCCAAGAUGAAGGGCUCGCCGCUCACGGCGCUGGUGCUGAGCUUUGGCGGGAACCCGCUGCACUGCAACUGCGAGCUGGUGUGGCUGCGCAGACUCACCCGGGAGGAUGACCUGGAGACCUGCGCAUCCCCCAAAGACCUCGCCGGCAAAUACUUCUGGACCAUACGCGAGGAAGAGUUUGUCUGUGAGCCUCCGAUGAUAACCCGUCACACCUCCAAGAUGUUCGUGAUGGAAGGUCAGGAGGUCAGCCUGCGCUGCAAGUCCAUCGGAGAUCCGGAGCCGUCGACCCACUGGGUCAGUCCUGACGGGAAGCUGAUCGGAAACACCUCCAGAACCAUCUGCUACGAGAACGGAUCGCUGGACAUCCUCAAGGCGUCCGUCAAGGAUUCUGGGAAGUUCACAUGCAUCGCCUCCAACGCGGCCGGGGAGGCCACGGCGCCGGUGGAGUUGGUCGUCAACCCCUCGCCUCAUUUUGACCCCAAGCUGGACCCGGACCCGGGGCCGUCCGACAUCCCCACUUCCAUCAAGUCCAACGUCAGCGGGGGUCACCUCAGGCCCGACCAGCAGAGGGUCAGCGUGUCGGACCUCACGUCGAGCUCGGCGGUCAUCCGGUGGCCGCCCCAGAACCACAUCCCCGGCGUCCGCAUGUACCAGAUCCAGUACAACAGCUCCACGGACGACAUCCUCAUAUACAGGAUGAUCCCUGCCAACCACAAGUACUUCCUGCUGAGCGACCUGGCGUCGGCGCGGGACUACGAGCUGUGCGUCCUGGCCGUGUAUGACGACGGCAUCACCACGCUGACCGGCACCAAGCUGGUGGGCUGCGUGUCGUUCAGCACCGACUCCGAAUACGGACACUGUCACUCCAUUCGAGACCAGUUCCUGGGCGGGACGAUGAUCAUCAUCAUCGGAGGGAUCAUUGUGGCCUCGGUGCUCGUCUUCAUCUUCAUCCUCCUGAUGAAGUACAAGCUGCACAGCAACCACUACAAGCAGAAAGCCGCCGCGCGCCAGGCCAACGUCUGCUCCCAAACCAACGGAGGGGGAGGGGGCGGAGCCAACAUCCUGGCUCUGCCUCCGUCCUCCUCCGCUGGAGGCCAAGGAGGAUGUGUAAAUAAGAACUCGCAGCCGUCAUCGUCAGCGGAGGGCGUGGGAGGAGCUUCUCUUCGAGGGACGACUGUGGUGGACCUAAAUCAUACUCAUGAUGAUGAUGCAAUUUCCCAAUAACACACAAGAAACUGUCAGUCAGACCCCACCAGUCUCCACCCCCCUUCUUUUUUUUCUACUUCAAUUGUUGCUGGUGCCUGGAGCCAGACUCCACUUCCCUGCAGGAGACGCUCCUGACAUUGAUUUACCUACAUUCAGCUUCACAGUGCUGGAAGGAGAAGAGGCAGGAGAGGUAGAUCUGCGGCCGUCAGCCCCGUUCUGAGCCCUGAUGACCCGGUUCUGGACCCAGGGACUCCAUCCGCUCUCAGACGCCACGGUGCACCUGACAGAACCUCCACCUGAAGGGUGACAGCUGCAAUAGCCGUUGUUACGCCGGAGCCUCCAUGCCGCUGGGACGGACAUGUGGGACGCAGGUCGGGCUUUGAAGCCCGCUCGUGUUCGGUGCUGACCCAACGGGGGUUUUACAGAAGAAUCGUCCGCUUCUAGACGAGCUCUCAGUCGUAUGACGAGGAUUUACUGAAGGUCCAGUUCCUGAAAUUGACAGUUGGAUUCUGCAGGAACCUGGAGUUCUGCUCCUGGAAUGUACUUCUCUGCACUUCUGGGAGGUUUUCUUCUGCCGGACACUUGGUGGCGCCGCUCUUCUCUUUCCCCACUAUAGUCAUAUGCCAAAGGAUAACAGUAUUAUGACCGCAUUACUUCACUGACAGACGUAAACCUUUUUUUCUUUUUGACUCUUAGCACUUACAGAGAAGUUGAGAAG
Messenger RNA from Oryzias melastigma (Indian medaka), 3887 nucleotides. RefSeq lists its product as uncharacterized. Gene Ontology annotation, molecular function: protein binding. NCBI's taxonomy places the organism in Eukaryota, Metazoa, Chordata, Actinopteri, Beloniformes, Adrianichthyidae. The transcript has 16 exons. The coding region runs from base 1277 to 3187 and encodes 636 amino acids. The record is from RefSeq and is a predicted model, not a curated record.